This is a messenger RNA of Striga hermonthica, 279 nucleotides long. The record is from the annotation of a GenBank genome assembly. Lineage: Eukaryota; Viridiplantae; Streptophyta; Magnoliopsida; Lamiales; Orobanchaceae.
GAAACUCAGAUUCAAAACUCCACGUCACGAGAGACGAAGAAAGACUUCGCCUCCAAGUCAAAAACACACCAUCCUUUCUGACCAGCCGGGUAACCAACGAAAAUACAUUUUCGACUCUGACUCGCAAACUUGUCUCCAUGACGAUUUUGAUUAUGAACGUAGCACAAGCAUCCAAAGACACGAAUAUGAGCAUAGGGCGGAGGCCGGUUAUAUAAGAUUUCAUAAGGAGUCUUACCAGACAGAACAGGAGUUGGAGUACGAUUUAUCAAAUAGCCUGCA